This is a messenger RNA of Vitis vinifera (wine grape), 1364 nucleotides long. Its product is annotated as phosphoglycolate phosphatase 1A, chloroplastic. Lineage: Eukaryota; Viridiplantae; Streptophyta; Magnoliopsida; Vitales; Vitaceae. The transcript has 11 exons. The record is from RefSeq and is a predicted model, not a curated record. Gene Ontology annotation, molecular function: phosphatase activity. Bases 61 to 1149 code for a protein of 362 amino acids.
AAACCCAACUCAUGAAAACCCCAACUGCAAAUUAACAGAAAGACCAACCACCUGAAAACCAUGCUCAGCUGCAGCAGCCACAGCAGCAGAGCGACACUCUCUGCUUUUUCCCACUUUCUCCCCACAACUUCCCCUUAUUUCAAUUUCUCAUCCCUCUCCCCCAAAACCUUUUCACCCACGCCCCUGAAUUUCGGAUGGCGCGCCGCCACCGCUCCUAAGCCCAGAAUGGCCUCCACUUUCCCCGCCAGAGCCUCCGCCCAGCCCCUCCAGAACGCCGAUGAGCUCAUCGACUCCGUCGAGACCUUUAUCUUCGACUGUGACGGAGUCAUAUGGAAAGGGGAUAGUCUGAUAGAUGGAGUCCCAGAAACUCUUGAUAUGCUUCGGUCAAGGGGAAAGAGGUUAGUUUUUGUUACGAACAACUCAACAAAGUCCAGGAAACAGUAUGGGAAAAAAUUUGAGACACUUGGUCUUAGUGUCAGUGAGGAGGAAAUUUUCGCAUCAUCUUUUGCUGCUGCUGCUUAUCUGAAAUCAAUUAAUUUCCCAAAAGAUAAAAAGGUUUAUGUGAUCGGUGAGGAUGGCAUUCUGAAGGAGCUUGAGCUUGCUGGAUUUGAGUACCUUGGAGGACCGGAAGAUGGUGGAAAAAAGAUAGAGCUAAAGCCUGGGUUUCUGAUGGAGCAUGAUGAGAAUGUUGGUGCUGUUGUGGUCGGGUUUGAUCGUUAUUUCAACUACUAUAAAAUUCAGUAUGGAACACUCUGCAUACGUGAAAACCCUGGGUGUCUUUUCAUUGCUACAAAUCGUGAUGCUGUCACUCAUCUUACAGAUGCUCAAGAAUGGGCAGGUGGUGGUUCUAUGGUUGGUGCCCUUGCUGGAUCUACUCAACGUGAGCCCCUGGUUGUGGGAAAGCCCUCAACUUUUAUGAUGGACUACCUAGCAAAUAAGUUUGGCAUUCUCAAGUCACAAAUUUGCAUGGUUGGGGAUAGAUUGGACACUGAUAUUUUGUUUGGACAAAAUGGGGGUUGCAAAACACUACUCGUUCUCUCAGGUGUUACCUCAUUGUCAAUGCUUCAAAGCCCCAACAACUCCAUACAACCAGAUUUUUACACCAGCAAGAUCUCAGAUUUUCUCUCCCUCAAAGCUGCAACUGUAUAAACAGUCGACCAUGUCAACAUUUUUAUAAUAUCGUCCCUAGGGACCGUCUAUAAUUUGUAUCUCAUCCAAUAUAACUGCAUACGUAUAAAACCCCAUUCAAAUGUCCAUGUAUUUUUUUAUUGACAAUGUCAUAAGAAGAACAUGAAAAAAAUGGCAGGCAGAUGUAUGCAUUAGCUUCUGAAACUCAAGAAGAAAUAUAUGAUAUAUCCCACACA